Molecule: messenger RNA, 1552 nt
Organism: Xenopus laevis (African clawed frog)
Lineage: Eukaryota; Metazoa; Chordata; Amphibia; Anura; Pipidae
Gene: strap.L
Product: serine/threonine kinase receptor associated protein L homeolog
Exons: 9
Coding region: 16-1074 (352 amino acids)
Biological process (GO): negative regulation of transforming growth factor beta receptor signaling pathway; protein-RNA complex assembly; mRNA splicing, via spliceosome
Cellular component (GO): SMN complex
Molecular function (GO): RNA binding
Source: RefSeq, a predicted model, not a curated record
CCGGGUGACGCGAUAAUGUGUCACUUCCUUUUUCCGGAAACGCGCGGAGCCAUUUGUUCCCCGGCACAGAAAGAAGAGAGAACCAUGGCCAUGCGACAGACUCCCCUGACCUGCUCCGGCCACACUCGCCCUGUGGUGGAUCUCGCCUUCAGUCCCAUCACCCCCUACGGCUACUUCCUCAUCAGCGCCUGCAAGGAUGGGAAGCCAAUGCUACGACAAGGUGAUACAGGAGACUGGAUCGGUACAUUUUUAGGACACAAAGGCGCCGUUUGGGGAGCAACAAUAAACAACGAUGCUACAAAAGCCGCAACAGCAGCUGCAGAUUUUACUGCGAAAGUGUGGGAUGCUGUGACUGGGGACGAGCUCCUAUCUCUGGCUCACAAGCACAUUGUGAAAAGUGUGGAUUUCACAGAGGACAGCAAUAAUCUUCUGACUGGGGGGCAAGAUAAAGUGUUGCGCAUUUAUGACUUGAACAAACCGGAGGCUGAGCCGUGGGAGAUCAGCGGUCACACUUCUGCCAUCAAGAAGGCUCUGUGGUACAAUAACAACACUCAGAUCCUUUCUGCCUCUGAUGAUAGAACUGUACGUCUCUGGGACCGUGUGAGCAUGACUGAGGUGAAGACUCUGCAAUUUGGGGUGUCUGUGAGCAGCAUGGAGUAUAUUCCAGAAGGGGAGGCCCUGCUAAUCACCUAUGGGAGAACUAUAGCACUCUAUGACUCCUCAAGUCUUGAAUUGAUCAAGUCUUUUGAAGCUCCGGCCUCCAUCAACUCUGCAUCUCUGCACCCAGACAAGGAAUGCAUUGUGGCAGGAGGGGACGAUUUUAAACUCUAUAAAUAUGACUUCACAACUGGAGAAGAACUUGAAUCGUACAAGGGGCACUUUGGGCCAAUUCACUGUGUGCGUUUCAGCCCUGAUGGUGAGUUGUAUGCCAGUGGCUCUGAGGAUGGCACAUUAAGGCUUUGGCAGACGGCUGUUGGGAAGACGUAUGGCCUGUGGAAGUGUGUUCUUCCAGAGGAGCUGGUGUCGGAGAAUUCGGAUGUGCUGUACAACACCAGCCCUGAGAUCAAGGCUUGAAUCCUUGGGUCUUGUACUGAAUUGUGAAGAGCAGGCGUUUAGAUGAAGCAAAUGUCAAGAAAAGGACGACUCCAGAGAUUGCCUCUACAUGGGGCAAGAAAGGGCAGUUUCUUUUGAGAUUCUGAGCUGGAGCAGACUGGCUGUAAUCUGUGAUGGAACAUUAUCUGAGGCUGAAGGAGAACAGAAUUUCUUUUGAGGUUUUUGCACAAUCCUCUUACUGCAUCAUGUGUGUGUGUCUCAGCCCUUCUCUCCCCUCCCUCACUUACCCAAGGGAAACCCUUCUCUCUCUCUUGUACCAAUCAUUUGGGGAGGGAGCAGGUUUCCUUUUUUUUUUUUUUUUUUUUAAAUUUUUUUGUUUCAAGAACCGGGAGUUUGUAUGUUUCUGUUGGUCUUGUAGGUCUGUGUCUGACGUUACAAGUCGCUUCUCUGCAGUGCACACUGUAUUUUCAGUUAUAUGAAUAAAGUCUGUGUACAUUCA